UGGAAAUAUUGUUACGGUUAAAUACAUAAAUUAAAAACUUUUAAUUUUAAUGGGACUGUUGAAUAAGAAAAAAAGAGUAAGUAGAAAAAAACAAAUUAAAAUAAGAAGUCUGUCUCUCGUUUAUCUAUUUCCUCUACGGGAGAUUCUGCUUUUACCAACGUAGAGACAAAAAGAAAAACGCAGUCCACACACAAUUCAACUCACACUGUAGCGAGCGAGAUAUAGAGAGAGAGAAACAAACUCUGAGACGAACGAAACUUUUCGCUCAAAAUUGUGAGGGAGAGAGAAAUCCUCCAUCGUUUCGAUCGAUCGAUCAUGCCUCCCGGUGCGAAGAAGAGAAAGGCGUUGAAGAAAAAGCAGCAACAGGAAUCGAUUGGAACAAAUACGAACGAUAAGGGCUCCAAUGGCGAUAAUCUCCACGGAAAUGAUGAACAUGGAAGCCAAGAUGCUAGGGAAAGUGAUAGCACUUUAAGCUCCCCUGGUUCUCAAGGGAAUGAUGAAUUUGGUGUCACAAAAGAUCCAUCUGCUGAGGCUACAUCAUCCGGUUUUGUGGUGAAGGAGUCUGCUAAAGAGAUAUCAGAUGUUGAAAUAGGAACGGAUGACAAGAACAACGUUGUGGAGAAACCGCCCACUUCCUCUAACGAAAACAGUACUGAGACCUCCUCCAUAAACGUAGCUCUUCAGGAUCCUUGUGUUAAGGAGAUCGCUCCUGUUGUCGAUUCUGUCUCCAAAGUAGUGAUUUCGGAAACGAGUGAGCAUGCUGAGACCUCAACACACUCACAUUUGGUCAAACAGAAGUCUGAUGAAAAGAAAGAGUGUCAAUCUCUGGAGAAAGAUAAUGGUAAGGUGGAUACUCUUCUAGAGUCUGCUGAUGGAACAAGCAGAGAAGUAGAGACUGUAAGAGAAUCUGAAGCUCCAGUAUCCUCUGAGGAAAAGCGUCUUUUGUUGCCUGGUCCACAAGCCGUCCGAACUUCUUGGUUAAGUUGCUGCGGUUUGUUUGAUGCUAUGACAGGAUCUGACAGAUAACACAGGAGUUAGAUAAAGCUGGACGCUCAUGACAGCCUCAAAAACAACCGAAAAAGCAGAACUUACGGGUCCGUACACUCUUCUUUGUACAUUAUCUUUGAUAGAUAAUAACAUGGGCGGCUUUUAGUUAGCAACAUAAAUUUCGUUUUACCUUUCAUUUUUGAAAUACAGUCGUAACUUGUCCAUAAUAUGGAUUUUACUUUCAUAAGACUAAAUAUAGCUCUAUGCUUUUUUCAAUUA
This is a messenger RNA of Brassica rapa (field mustard), 1266 nucleotides long. RefSeq lists its product as uncharacterized. The record is from RefSeq and is a predicted model, not a curated record. NCBI's taxonomy places the organism in Eukaryota, Viridiplantae, Streptophyta, Magnoliopsida, Brassicales, Brassicaceae.